Messenger RNA from Ceratina calcarata, 3057 nucleotides. Its product is annotated as serine proteinase stubble. NCBI's taxonomy places the organism in Eukaryota, Metazoa, Arthropoda, Insecta, Hymenoptera, Apidae. The record is from RefSeq and is a predicted model, not a curated record. Gene Ontology annotation, molecular function: serine-type endopeptidase activity. Gene Ontology annotation, biological process: proteolysis. Bases 580 to 2067 code for a protein of 495 amino acids. The transcript is spliced from 10 exons.
AUAUACAUACGUGUGAAUGCCUUCGCCACGCUUCACGUGUUCUUACGGUACAUGAAACCACAGAAAAGAAUAAAGUGCAGAAACGAAAUUCGAUAAAAACUGUCUAAUUAGACUGUACUUUAUGGUACCAAGGUCCUGUUUUUUCUGCAGCUUGUCGUAAGGUUCUUCUUCGCAACUAUACGAUUACAGGGUGCUGCAUGAUCUCAUAAGACGUUGCAUUAUCUUAAAUACUUAAUAACAAAAACAGAAAUGCAAUCGACCGAUUGCCUACCUCAGAGUUCCGUCUACGUUUGGCCUUGAUUCGAAACGAAAAACGGAAAACAGAGAACAAUUUGGCAAGGAUGUCAGUUUAUCGAUUGAAUUUUCUGUUGCGAUUCUGUUCGAAUAAAUCACAAGAGCUAUGCGAGUGUCGAUCGACGUUGUCGAGCUAAUGUUCCAAAGGGGAACGAUAUUGCGGGAUAGCUGCGAGACCGAUAUUCUCCAAAUUUUAACGUGUUCUUCUGCAUUGGUGAACGGCUGGACAAGCUAUUAACAUCGCCAGGCAGUCGUAUUAUUCGUUGUCGAAUAACACAGAAAGAAAUGAAUUCGUUCGUACAUUUGCUUCUCAUUCUACUUCUUGUCGAACUGUAUUGUCGCGCAGAUGACAGAAAAAAUGACCGUUAUUUAAAAAACCUAGAUUUUAUUGAGGAGGGGAAGGACAAUAUGGAAAAUGCAAUCAAUUCCGACAGGCAAACACGAUUUUUCGACGAACUCGGAUUGAUACCACAAUCGUGUACUUACAAAGGUGCGACGUUCGAUUGUGGCCUCAGCAUCAGUUGCGUUCUCGGAGGCGGUCGUCCAGUCGAUCUCUGCUCCGGAGGACUGAUAUGGAGCUGCUGCGUAGACGACGACGAUAUACCAGAAAAGAUACCAAGACCAACGACUGGAUUGCUGCAAAACGCAACGUUUUCGUUAAACUUGGGAAAUCAGCAUCCCUAUGUGGACGAUGACGUUCAAAUCUAUGACAACGCGGCAAGACCGAGCAAACCAGCGUAUAGCGGUCAGAACGAGCACGGAACGAGCUACCUGUACGCGGACAUCGCGAACAAGCCGACGACCAUUUACGAGUCUUCACAGACGUGGAAUUACGAACGACCUGUGUACACGAACCGUCCAUCGGUUUAUCAUCCGCCCCAGCUUGAUUAUCCACAGGACGAAUACGAUGCCGCUUAUCCCGACGUUUCGGGAAUGAAUACACCGAACCAGGAUGUUACGAACUCCGUGGAUUACUCCAAAUACCGUGGCUGCGGUGAACUUUAUACGAGAAGUAAUAGGAUUGUGGGUGGGCACAGUUCUAGUUUUGGUAGUCAUCCGUGGCAGGCUGCUAUUAUUAAAUCUGGGUUCCUGAGUAAGAAGUUAUCAUGUGGUGGUGCUUUGCUAAACAACAGAUGGGUCGUUACCGCGGCUCACUGUGUUGCAACGACGCCAAAUAACAAUUUGAAAGUACGUCUCGGUGAAUGGGACGUUAGGGACGCGGCCGAACGAUUACUACACGAAGAAUUCAAUGUCGAGAGGAAAGAGAUCUCGUCAUUGGAAACGCUGCAGGUUCAUCCGCAAUAUUCGCCGACUGAUUUCCGGAAUGACGUUGCAUUGGUGAAAUUAUCGAGAAUAGUGGCGUUCAAACAACACAUCGUUCCUGUUUGUCUACCAGCGAAAAACUUGAAGCUCUCUGGACGAACAGCGACUGUCGCUGGCUGGGGUAGAACCAGGCACGGUCAAAGUUCCGCGCCAUCCAUUCUUCAAGAAGUUGACGUUGAAGUAAUUCCCAAUGAGAGAUGCCAGCGUUGGUUCAGAGCUGCUGGAAGACGGGAAACCAUUCACGACGUCUUUUUAUGCGCGGGUUAUAAGGAAGGUGGCCGAGACUCCUGUCAGGGCGACUCAGGUGGUCCUUUAACUAUGUCCGUCGAAGGAAGACACGUACUAAUCGGUCUCGUAUCCUGGGGCAUAGGAUGCGGUCGGGAACAUCUACCCGGAGUGUAUACUAACAUUCAAAAGUUCGUACCGUGGAUCGACAAGGUGAUGAGCUAAAUUUCAUGAUGAGCAUGAAGAAAGCAGUUUUAAAAUAAGUGAUGAAGCAACACAUGAUGAGCGAGCGACACGCAAUGCUACCAAAGUUAGCCACGAUUAACUUUUUUAGAAAAUGAUUUUGUAAAUCGUGUAUGUACAUAUCGCACGCAAGUGAUUUUCGAUAUUGAGGACUCUACGUUUCACUUACGCGAGUUGUAAACAUUGAGAAAGGUGAUUGAAUUAAUAUAUUUUGAUUAAAAUGAUUACUCCUGGACAGUGAACGAGUUAAAUACAUAGAGAAGUAUGAUUCCGCAACAUUUGUAAUACCCAUCGAUUUGAUUGAAACUUCUGUUGUCGAGUCGGAUAAGAAUAAAUAAUAAUGAAUAGGAACAGAUCUUGGGACUCUUGUCUUAUGCGCAUGAUCGUUGAUUAAUCAUGGGGGUAGGGAGUUGAGGUCGGGUCGGGGAUCGUUCUAGGUCACCCGAAUGAACCUGCGCGUUGAUCGAUAAAUCCUGUAGAAAAGGAAAUAGGAAUUGAGUGAUUACCUCCUCUUAAAUUAUCCGAAUGAUUCUGCGUAAAAAUCGAUCAACUGCAAACUACAUGUAAGGAGUAGAUGUAAAAUCGGCAAUUGCUCUCGCGGAUUAUUUAAUCGGCCGAUUGCACCCGACUAAUAGUAGUUAGAGUUUUAUUACGCAAUCGUAUGAAGUAUUAACUUGUUCAACAUUCGCUUCGUAUAGUAGAGUGCGAAUUUAGAUGGAAAGGAGGCACAGUGGGUAUUCUCUACUGCCUGAGCCUUGUUCGCAUUUACCUCCAAGUCCAGGAAGUACCUCCUCGGUGCUAGUGAUAGAAAGUGAUAGCUCUACUCGUACUGCACAUCUGUGUUCAAGCGCAGACUCGCCUGUAUUGACGGAGAAUUAGAUUAAGUUUCGUCGGUAUGAAGGGGAACAAUAAACCACGAAUUAAUCACACUUAAAUCGCAGUAAACAAUCGCGAGCUAUGUGUCAUUAAUUA